AUGUCGGCGGUACAUUUGUUUCUGAAGGCAUGUUUAAUAAUGGACCAACCACAAAACUUCAAACGAUGGCUGCGUUUUUUAUUCUUUAGCCUCCUUUUUGGUGUUUCGCUUGGAGAAGUCCGUUAUGUCCUUCCGGAGGAGAUGCAGCGGGGCUCUGUUAUCGGGAAUGUUGCGCGGGAUCUGGGGCUGAAAGUGACGGAGCUUGGCGCUCGUCGCGCCCGGGUUGUUGCUGAAGGAACCGGCCAGCUGUGUGAACUGGACACUGCGUCAGGCAAUCUUUUGAUCAGCCAGCGGAUAGACCGAGAGGAGCUCUGCGCGCAAGCAGCUGUCUGCAUCCUACAGUAUCAGCUCUUACUUGAGGCUCCACUCCAAGCACACAGCUUAGUUCUGGACAUUGCUGAUAUAAACGACAACAGCCCAGUUUUUGCUGCUGGAGACAUCAAUCUGGAUUUAGUCGAAUCCACAGUUCUAGGCAGGCGCUUUCCACUGGAGAGCGCGCAUGACCCCGAUCUGGGUACCAACUCAAUACGUGAAUAUAAACUGAGCCCGAACGAUCAUUUUGCACUGGAAAUGAGCACGCAAAUAAACGGCCAUGCCUAUCCGGAACUUGUUCUUAAAAAGCCCCUGGACCGGGAGGCAAAGGCUGAACAUGUACUGAAAAUCAAUGGAAUUGACGGGGGUAAUCCAGUCAGAUCAGGAACCGCCUCUAUACACGUCCGUGUUUUGGAUGCCAAUGACAAUGUCCCAGUUUUUAGCCAACGAGUUUACAAAGCCUCUGUGCCAGAAAACUCUGCCGUAGGGACUGUCAUAUUGACACUGAACGCCACGGACUUGGAUGAAAGUGUUUAUGGAGAGAUAACGUACUCUUUCAGUCACCUUUCAGAAAAGGUCGCAGGAGUUAUUGAUAUGAAUCCCUUGACUGGAGAAGUACGGGUAGUUGGUGUUAUUGACUAUGAGGAGGCUAGUUCGCAUGAGUUAGACAUUCAGGCUAAAGAUGGCGGUGGUCAGGCCUCUCACUGUAAACUUAUAAUUGAGGUCAUUGAUGUAAAUGACAAUGAGCCCGUGAUAGAAAUAAAGUCAGCAUCUGCAAUCAUAGGUGAAGACUCUAAACCAGGUACCAUGGUUGCUCUGAUUAAUAUCUAUGACAUGGACACUGGAAGCAGUGGGCAAGUCUCAUGUACGAUCCCAGACAAUGUCCCAUUUAAAUUUGUUUCAGAAGUGAAAAACUAUUACAUGUUAGUGACUGACGGGAAACUAGACAGAGAGCUUCAGCCAGAGUAUAACAUCACGAUCACUGCCACUGAUGCAGGCUCCCCCUCACUCUCCAGUGUAAAAGUUCUAACAAUUGUGGUUCAUGAUAUAAAUGAUAACCCCCCGACUUUUAUGCAGAGCGAGUACAAUGCCAACAUUUUGGAAAACCAGCCAAUUGGAACGUUUGUCAUGACACUGAAAGCGGAGGACACUGACGAUGGACCUAAUGCUAAAGUGCUGUUCCAAAUUUCAACGGACACAAACUCAGAAGUGUCCUCUUUUCUCACCAUCAACUCAGACACGGGGGAGCUCUUCACAUCUCGUCUCUUCGAUUAUGAACAGUCAGUUCACUUCCAAAUCAAGGUGAUCGCUCGAGAUGGAGGCGACCCCCCACUCUCCGCUACCUGCACGAUACACGUUUUCAUUAAGGACCAAAAUGACAAUACACCUGCGGUCCUAUAUCCUCUCCAGUCCAGCAGGUUCAUCGCUGAAGAUAUGGUGCCUAUAGAAGCACCCAGAGGGUACCUGGUUACUAAAGUGGUAGCUGUGGACGCAGACUCUGGCCACAACGCCUGGCUUUCUUACAAAAUAAUCAGAGCAACGACACCUAACCUGUUUAUGGUGGGUCUGCACACAGGUGAAAUCAGAACAGCGCGACCAUUCAUGGAGGAUGAGGAACAGAAACAGACUGUCGUUGUUUUGGUUACGGACAACGGGCCAGAAUCUCUCUCCGCCACUGCUACUGUCAGCAUAGUAAUCGGUGAUGGCCUGCCUGUUUUAAAUGAACUUUUUGAGUUUGUUGAUGAAUCACAGGACAGCUUUAACCUAACGCUCUAUUUGAUCAUCGCUCUGUCAACCGUUUCUUUCCUUUUCCUCCUUUUAAUCGUCGGGGUGUUUUAUUUUAAACUGUGCCGGCAAAGUUACGUUUACCGUUCAACAACCGCCAGUCUCCCUGUCUUCCCCGCGACCUACUGCCCCACUAGUUUUACAGACUUCAGUCAUUGUGGCACCCUGCUAAAUGAUGAUCGCUAUGAUUCCUUCUUGACCACUGGCUCGUGGAGAGGGGAUUUCCGUUUUGGCGCAAACACAGACACUGACACACUGAAGAAAAGAAGCGCAGCCUAUCAGAAAAACACCUUGAGGCGCAUUAGUGCAGACAGAGCUACUCUGAAGGUGAGGGCAGGAGUACCUCAUCCUUGCUACGUGGUCAAGUGA
Messenger RNA from Limanda limanda (common dab), 2466 nucleotides. Its product is annotated as protocadherin gamma-A6. The transcript has a single exon. Lineage: Eukaryota; Metazoa; Chordata; Actinopteri; Pleuronectiformes; Pleuronectidae. Gene Ontology annotation, biological process: homophilic cell-cell adhesion. The coding region runs from base 1 to 2466 and encodes 821 amino acids. The record is from RefSeq and is a predicted model, not a curated record. Gene Ontology annotation, cellular component: plasma membrane. Gene Ontology annotation, molecular function: calcium ion binding.